GAGAGUUCGAUGUGUACACGAUGGAAACUGCCAUGCCCAAGAUAGACUGGGACGCUAUAGAGGCGCACUUAAAGGCCACUAAAGAGGAGGAAAGGCGGCGACGCAACGAUCGGGAGGAGAUCCGCAGGAAACUUGCUAUGGGGUUUGAUGAAGACCAAGUUGUUGACAAGCCUCAUCGUAAACCUUCACUGCACUCACGACUCCAGAGUGGAAUGAACCUUCAGAUCUGCUUUAUGAACGAGACGGCCAGCGACUGUGAGAGCCAGUGUUCUGAUACUGAGAGUACCCAAGACCGGGAUACUGACACUUCUUCUGGCAACAGUAAGGCCUCUACACCCCAGGCCCUAAGAACGUGUGCGUCUCGCUCCGAACCCGACGUGCGGGAGAAGGAGGUCGACUUCUUCGCCCGACAAGCACAGCUGCAGGCCGAGGCACGCAUGGCCCUCGCCCAGGCCAAGGAGAUGGCCAGGAUGCAGAUGGAGAUAGAGAAACAGAGUAAAAAGAAGAGCCCCAUUGCUGAUAUUGUUAGAGCCAGUUUUAACAAGAUCGGUGUCCCCUUCCCUGACAGCAAGAGAAGGAUCAGUAGACAGAUUCUGACAGAUAUGAACGUGGCCCAACUUCAGGUGAUAGUUAACGACCUCCACACGCAGAUUGAGAGUUUGAAUGAGGACCUGGUGACCUUUUUGAUGGAGAGAGACGACCUACAUAUGGAACAAGACUCUAUGUUGGUGGAUAUUGAGGACCUUACCAAACAUAUUGGUGCCAAGGAGAUGAGUCUACGAGGGUCAGUGGACAGUGCCAAGACAACACCAGCCUCUACGCCCCCAACCAGGAGUAAAUCAAGUUCUCUGAGGUUGAAAAAUAUGGUCAAGAAGUGAUAGAAGGCUCAACGCUAUGUGAUGGUACUCGCUGAAGGGUAAUUGUGGCUCAUAGAAGAUGGUAAUGGUUCAUAGAAGAUGGUAAUGGCUCACAGGAGAUGGUAAUGGCUCACAGGAGAUGGUAAUGGCUCAUAGAAGAUGGUAAUGGCUCACAGAAGAUGGUAAUGGCUCACAGAAGAUGGUAAUGGCUCACAGAAGAUGGUAAUGGCUCACAGAAGAUGG
This is a messenger RNA of Homarus americanus (American lobster), 1100 nucleotides long. RefSeq names its product schwannomin-interacting protein 1-like. Lineage: Eukaryota; Metazoa; Arthropoda; Malacostraca; Decapoda; Nephropidae. Gene Ontology annotation, biological process: positive regulation of hippo signaling. Gene Ontology annotation, cellular component: cell junction; plasma membrane. The record is from RefSeq and is a predicted model, not a curated record.